AUGGGAGCUUCUGGGCUUACGAUCGUGAUCAAAUUGGGGACGAGCUCUAUUGUGGACGAGAAAUCACAUGAGCCAAUUCUGUCCAUCUUGACGUUGAUCGUGGAGACUGUUGCUAAAUUGCGCAAAGAUGGUCACCGUGUCGUAUUGGUCUCGUCGGGGGCCGUUGGCGUCGGCUUACGAAGGAUGGACUGGGAUAAGCGGCCGACGCAUUUGCCCCGUAUACAGGCUCUUGCUGCUGUGGGUCAAUGUCGGCUGAUGAGUCUUUGGGACAACUUGUUUUCACAUCUACGAGUGCCAGUGGCUCAGAUUCUUUUGACGAGAAAUGACAUUGCCGAUAGAACCCAAUAUAUCAGCGCCCAAAAUACCUUUGAGCAAUUAUUUGAAAUGGGUGUUGUUCCCAUUGUUAAUGAAAAUGAUACCCUUGCUGUUUCUGAAAUUAAAUUCGGCGAUAACGAUACCCUUUCAGCGAUCGCUGCGGCCACCGUCAAAGCUGAUUAUUUAUUCUUGAUGACCGACGUGGACUGUCUGUACACAGCCAACCCUCGAACGAACCCGGACGCCAAGCCGAUCGAAGUGGUGUCUGACAUCUCCAGCUUGGAAGCUGAUGUCUCUUCUGCCGGCUCAGCGCUGGGUACUGGUGGUAUGAGCACCAAGAUUGUUGCCGCAAAGCUGGGGACCAGCGCCGGCGUGACGACAAUCAUCACCAAAAGCUCAAAACCUGGAAAUGUCCACGAGAUUGUCAAAUAUCUCCAAGCCCUCCAAGAGACCAAGGGUCAACUGCCACCGGAUCAACCAUCGCCACCCCUCCACACUCGAUUCCUUCCAUCCGACAAACCAAUCCAAUCAGUGACUUUCUGGCUCUUGCAUGGCUUGACUCCCCACGGCACUUUAUACAUUGACCAAGGCGCGUACGAUGCGAUCUGCAAUCACAAGGCUAGCCUGCUCCCUGCCGGCGUCGUUGGUGUGGAAGGGCAUUUUGCGAAGCAAGAAGCAGUCCGGCUGGUCGUUGCGGAGAAGCUGCCUCCAGAUGCCCUGAAUGGAGACUUCAAUCACCAUGCUCAGGAGCCUCGGGAAGUAGGUCGUGCGUUAGUGAACUACGGCUCUAUGGAGAUUGCAUUGAUCAAAGGCCACCGCAGCACACAUAUCGAGUCCUUGCUAGGUUGGUCUGAUAGUGAAUAUGUUGCGUUGCGAGAGAAUAUUUCCUUCCAUCCGCAGGAGAGUCGUCCUGCCACACCAUCGCUGGUUCCUGCGUUGGAAGAAUGGAAGUCCCCCAGAACAUCCAGCCAUGGCCGCACUUGA
Molecule: messenger RNA, 1299 nt
Organism: Penicillium oxalicum
Lineage: Eukaryota; Fungi; Ascomycota; Eurotiomycetes; Eurotiales; Aspergillaceae
Product: glutamate 5-kinase
Exons: 5
Coding region: 1-1299 (432 amino acids)
Cellular component (GO): cytosol; cytoplasm
Molecular function (GO): ATP binding; glutamate 5-kinase activity; RNA binding
Source: RefSeq, a predicted model, not a curated record